AUCCCGCCACUGCCAGCGCCAGGGAGCAAUGGAGUCACCAGUACAGCUCGCGUUAGCAGCUCUAUUGGGAGCCUCGGUCAUGGCUAUCUCCGCUUUCUACAUUCAUAAACGCAGUGUCGACCAAGUCCUCGACCGUCUUAUUAAGCUCCGCCGCAAACAUCUGCCCUCCUCCACCCUCAGAAACCACUACAACUGCCAUAUCGUCUCCGACGCCGAUGAAGAAGAUGCUGAUUACUCGGCUGCUGCAUAUAGUGAGGAAUGCAUUAAUAGAGGUAGGCGGGAUAAGUUAUCGACAUCAUUUGACAAUAUCGAUGGAAUUAUUGGGGAUGGUGUGGAGGAGGAGGAAAAAGCGCGGGUUGGACUUUAUAGAGUUUGGUCGUCGAUGCCGAAUGUGAGAACAUCCAAUGAGUGGAUUGAUGAGGAGGAGAAGAAAGCUUUGUCAAAUUUAUUGGAUCAUAAUCUUGAUAUUAUUUCAUCUGACUUGCCUCCUCUUCGAACUCAGCAGAGAGAUGGAGAUGAUCAAUAUGUUGACCACUUGGGCCCACAGCUUAUGGUAGGAUCAAUUGGUCGUUUAGUUACUCCAAGAUCAUCUGCUGGUUAUACUGUUGAUAGUGCAGGAGAUUCUGAUGAGGAAGAAACUGAGCGUACAACUAUGGGUGCCACUCUUUUGUCUUACAACAAGGAAAUAAAUAUUAAUAUCCCAAAUCUACACAUGGCUCCAUCAAAUGCUGAAAAUGCCAACUACAUCCAAGCUCAACGAUGCAAAGAAAUCGCACAUGAAUCAAAAGCUAAUGGAAAUGAUGAGGAUGCAAAGGUUGAAAAGGCUUCAAUGCACACAAUGAGAAGUUCUUGCACCAGUACUAGCAAAUAUUUACCUGUGAGGGCUACAGUUCAUGAAUCACUGAACAUUGAAGAGGAAGAAGUACUGAAGAUGAUUCGGGAAUGUUUAGAUUUGAGGGAAAAAUAUGUUUUCAGGGAAAAAGUUCCUCCAUGGACUAAAGUAGUCCAGGAAUCUGCCACAUCAGAUGUAAAACAGAAUCCAUUUAACUCUGCUCCCGUUGAAGCCACUGCACACCACUUUAAAAUGGAAGAUGGAGUUGUACAUGUCUAUGCCAAUGAAAGUGAUACUGAAGACCUUUUCCCUGUUGCAAAUGCAACAUCAUUUUUCACUGAUAUGCAUCAUAUCUUGAAAGUGAUGUCUGUUGGAAAUGUUCGCUCUGCAUGCCAUCAUCGAUUGCGGUUCCUUGAGGAGAAAUUCCGUCUUCACCUACUAGUAAAUGCUGAUAGGGAAUUUCUGGCUCAAAAGAGUGCUCCUCAUCGUGAUCUAUAUAAUAUCAGAAAAGUUGAUACUCAUGUACAUCAUUCUGCUUGUAUGAACCAGAAGCAUCUUCUCCGGUUCAUCAAAUCAAAAUUAAAAAAAGAACCAGAUGAGGUUGUCAUAUUCCGUGACAGGGUCUUUGAGAGUUUGGACUUGACAGGGUAUGACCUUAACGUUGAUUUGCUAGAUGUGCAUGCUGAUAAGAGUACCUUCCAUCGCUUUGACAAAUUCAAUCUCAAGUAUAAUCCUUGCGGGCAAAGCAGACUCAGGGAGAUCUUUCUAAAGCAGGACAAUCUCAUCCAAGGGCGUUUUCUGGCUGAAGUAACAAAGGAAGUGUUAUCGGAUCUUGAAGCUAGUAAAUACCAGAUGGCUGAGUACCGAAUUUCAAUCUAUGGAAGGAAACAAAGUGAAUGGGAUCAGCUUGCAAGUUGGUUUGUUAACAAUGCACUAUAUAGUGAAAAUGCUGUGUGGUUAAUUCAGCUUCCACGGCUGUACAACAUCUACCGGAGUAUGGGCACUGUUACAUCCUUCCAGACCAUAUUAGAUAACGUAUUCAUACCACUUUUUGAAGUUACUGUCGACCCACGUUCUCACCCUCAUUUACAUCUGUUCCUAAUGCAGGUUGUAGGAUUUGACAUUGUAGAUGAUGAAAGUAAACCAGAGAGGCGCCCGACCAAACACAUGCCUAAGCCAGCUGAAUGGACUAAUGAAUUCAACCCUGCCUUCUCUUAUUAUGCCUAUUACUGCUAUGCAAACUUGUAUACACUGAAUAAGCUUCGGGAAUCGAAAGGACUGCCGACAAUUAGGUUCCGCCCUCACUGUGGGGAGGCAGGUGAGAUAGACCAUUUAGCUGCUGGGUUUCUUUUAUGCCACAAUAUUUCUCAUGGGAUCAAUUUGAGGAAAUCGCCUGUCCUGCAGUACCUGUACUACCUUGCGCAGAUUGGUUUGGCAAUGUCUCCACUUAGCAAUAAUUCACUUUUCCUUGACUAUCAUCGCAACCCAUUUCCUGUGUUCUUCCAGCGAGGUUUAAAUGUCUUC
Messenger RNA from Coffea arabica (coffee), 2356 nucleotides. The record is from RefSeq and is a predicted model, not a curated record. NCBI's taxonomy places the organism in Eukaryota, Viridiplantae, Streptophyta, Magnoliopsida, Gentianales, Rubiaceae.